Messenger RNA from Xenopus tropicalis (tropical clawed frog), 1217 nucleotides. Its product is annotated as myosin-binding protein H-like. The transcript has 2 exons. NCBI's taxonomy places the organism in Eukaryota, Metazoa, Chordata, Amphibia, Anura, Pipidae. The coding region runs from base 190 to 567 and encodes 125 amino acids. The record is from RefSeq and is a predicted model, not a curated record.
GGUAAAGGUGAUAAGGGUAUAUUAUUCCUCCAAUCAUCAUAAUUGUAGUGUCAAUGCUCAACACUGAUUCAUUUUUUUAUUUUUUUUCUCUUCAGGACCAGUGAACAUCAAGGAGAGCCUCCUGUCAUAGAGGAGAAAGUAGAAGAGCCUCCUACUGCAGAAGAGGGAGUGGAAGAGCCUCCCACAUCAAUGGAGGAAGAAGUGCCACCUGAAGGGGAGGUGGAAGAGCCUCCCCCUUUAAGGGUGGAAGAGGCAGCGCCAUCUACAGAAGGGGGGGAAGUGGCAGAGCCUCCCCCUUCAAGGGAGAAAGAGGAAACACCAUCUGCUGAAGGGGAGGUAGUGGAAGAACAUCCGGCUUCAAGGGUGGAAGAGGCAGCGCCAUCUACUGAAGGGGAGGAAGUGGCAGAGCCUCCCCCUUCAAGGGAGAAAGAAACACCACCAGCUGAGGAACAUCAGACCCUUAGAAGGCGGGUUAGAAAGGCGCUCCAGAGAGUUUGGAAGUCCACCAGAAGAUUCGUGAGGGAGGUAUGUUGUCACCGGAGGUAUGUUGUCACCGCUGCUCCCUGAUUGCCUCCCAUUCUUUCACUCAAGUACCUGCCCACCUCUCGACUCAAGUGCCCACCUACCCACCUCUUCCACACAAGUGCCUACAUAGCCACACAAAGCCCACCCAUCCACCACUUCUACACAAACAACCACCAUACAAUCCAAAACUCUUCCAUACAAUCGCCUACACAAGCACCUGACAGCCCACCCAGCAAUACACAAGCACCUGUCCACCCACCCCUCUACAAAUAUACACUCACCCACUUUAGCCCUCUACACAUAGAACAUAUAAAGCCAUGAUCCAGGGUGUAAAACCGACUGCCGUUUCUAGGAGUCAGAAAGGAAUUUUUACCUUCAGUGCAGAUUGGCAAAGCGCACUGUAGAGUUUUUUGCCUUUCUUUGGAUCAUCAUGGCUCCCAUGCAGCAAGCUGUGGCCCCCAGGAUUACUUUUGCUCUGUGCAGGCCUAGCCAUAAGGAAUCAUCACACCCCUAGGGCAGAGCUAGAGCCAAUUCUCGCACAAGGAAGGGUAGGGAGAGGGAGAUGGUUGGUUAAUCCCUGCCCUACUAUUGAGCCUACAAAGUGUUUUGGGAGCCACAGGUCGUUUCAGGGAAAGCCUAACCACCUUUUGGCUUAUUAAUAAAUCCUGUUACCCCAACAGAUUUCUCAUAAA